This is a messenger RNA of Nematolebias whitei (Rio pearlfish), 1878 nucleotides long. RefSeq names its product NME/NM23 family member 9 (gene nme9). Lineage: Eukaryota; Metazoa; Chordata; Actinopteri; Cyprinodontiformes; Rivulidae. The record is from RefSeq and is a predicted model, not a curated record. Gene Ontology annotation, biological process: CTP biosynthetic process; GTP biosynthetic process; UTP biosynthetic process. Bases 1 to 1878 code for a protein of 625 amino acids. Gene Ontology annotation, molecular function: nucleoside diphosphate kinase activity. The transcript has 16 exons.
AUGGCAGGGAAGAAGAAAGAAGCGAGCCUACAGGCAUCUGUCACAAACCAAGAACAAUGGGAAGAAAUGCUAGCUACAAAAGGUUUAACAGUUGUAGAUGUGUACCAACAGUGGUGUGGGCCCUGUCGAGCUGUGGUUAGUCUCCUAAGAAAAAUAAAGAACGAACUGGGGGAUGACCUGCUACAUUUUGCCACAGCUGAGGCAGACAGCGUUGAUGCUUUGGAGAGGUACAGAGGAAAAUGUGAGCCUACCUUCCUCUUCUAUGGGGGAGGUGAGCUGGUGGCUGUGCUGCGAGGGGCUAACGCUCCCAUGCUUCAGAGGAUGGUUGUGGAGGAACUGGCUAAAGAGAAACUUGUUCUGGACUCAGGCGGUGGACGCAAAGUGGUGAAAGAUCUGUUGGUUGAUGAGAAGAAAGAAGAAGACGAGAUGCCAUCAGAAAAUGAAGAAAGUAUAACUGUUCCUGCCAGUAGAUCCUACACGGUUGCCAUCAUAAAACCAGAUGCUGUUGCUCAUGGCAAGGCAAAUGAGAUCAUUAUGAAGAUUCGAGAUGCUGGCUUUGAGAUCCUCGCGCAUGAUGAGCGCACCCUGACAGAGGCUGAGGCUCGAGAGUUUUACCAGCACAAAGCAGCAGAGACUUGCUUUGAGGACUUGGUGCAGUUUAUGUCCAGCGGUCCUUCCCAUAUUCUGGUACUUUCUCAAACGGGGAGCUCAGCCAACGUUAUACCAGCGUGGCGUGAGCUCAUCGGCCCGACAAACAUCGAGGAAGCCAGGAGAGAAAACCCAGAAAGCUUGCGGGCACAAUACGGCACAGAGACUCUGUUCAACGCCGUGCACGGCAGUGAGGACAGUGACCAGGCCAGCAGGGAACUUGCCUUCUUCUUCCCCAACUUCAGGACGACCUCAGUAGCGGAGCAGGAUGGAGAGGAAGAGCGUGUGGAGAGGACACUGGCUCUCAUCCGGCCUGACAUUGCCAGGGAGAACAGAGACGAGAUCGUGGCCCAGAUUCACAAGUCAGGCUUCACAGUUGCCCUUCAAAGAGAGGUGAUGUUGACAGAGGAGCAGGUCAGACAAUUUUACUUCCAACACGCUGAGGAAGACUACUUCCCUGCUCUACUGCGAAGCAUGACCAGUGGGCCAGUGCUCACUUUGGCUCUGGCCAGACAAGGGGCAGUUCUUCACUGGAAGAGUCUUCUUGGUCCUCCAGAUCUUGAUAAAGCCAAAGAGGAGAGUCCUGAGUGUCUAAGGGCCCAGUUUGCUGUUGAAAAUGAGCCCAUCAACCAGCUUCAUGGCAGCUUGAGCCCCGAAGACGCAGAACGAGAGAUCAGCUUCUUCUUCCCUAAACAACACACGCUGGCAGUGAUCAAACCUGACGCCAUGGAGGAACACAGAGACACAAUCUUAGAGGAGAUCCGUGGAAGAGGCUUCACCGUAACGCAGCUGAAGGAGACCGUGCUGUCAAGAGAAAUGGCUGAAGAGUUUUACAAAGAGCACAGAGAGAAGCCUUUCUUUAAUCAGCUGGUGGAGUUCAUGUGUCGAGGCCCCUGUGUGAUGCUUGUCCUGACCAAAGAAAACGCUGUUGAGGAGUGGAGGGCAAUGAUGGGCCCUACUGACCCAGAGAAAGCAAAGGAAACCUCCCCAAACACUCUGAGGGCCCGAUUUGCUGCAGACAUCCUCCACAACUCCGUUCACGGCUCCUCCAACGAGCAGCACGCAGAGGAGAAGAUCCAGUUCAUCUUCGGUGACAUCAGCACAGACGCAGCAGAGCCCACAAGUGACGGAGAGGCAGACAAAAACAUUCCAGCAAAAGACCUGAAGAGUUCUUUGGAUGAAAACAAGACCUCUUCAACACAAGACAUGUCUAAUAACUCAUUGACAUGA